CUUCGACUUGAGCAGGAAAAACUGGAAAGAAUAGGCCCGAUGGCAUACUAUUCAGAAUGGGUGAAAGCAUGGCAGAGAGACACUUCACGCGAAGCUGUAGAGAGCAUUUUCAGGAGACUGGCCAAGAUGAAACCAUGCAACUAAUGGAAAUGUUCAGCUAUCAAACUGAUAGAGAAUAUCGUAUAAUGAUGGGUACUGAUAUUCGCAUCAAGAGGGAUCCUUUAGCAAUGCGGCUCAAAGAAGAUCAAAUAAAGCAAAUUUGGGGUGGAGAUCCAGUUUACCCAACAAUCAACUACAAGCAGGAUCCAAAUGAAAUCAUUGAUUACAGGGGUCCAGAUUUUCAUGAACCAACACCCAAUAUGGUGGCAUACCUAAAAGAGCAUGGCAAGCUCAUAUCCAGACACGAACUUGAACAAACUUUAGCAAAAGAAAGACGGAACAAGUUGAAUUGACGGACAUGGAUGACGCCAUGGCACGAGCGGUAGACAUUGGUGAAAAUGAUGUGAGUUUCAACUUUUCUCUUCAUUCCUACGAACAGCAUUAUGCAUUGCGCAACGUGGAAACUAUCAGCCUCAUUUUAUUACUAACACUAGAAAGCCGGUCACAUUUGUGAAGGAGGAGGAAGAGACCAGUGAUGUUGAAGAGGAAGACGAAGACAGCAAACUUCCCGCAAUUGGAGCGUUCUGAAAACCGCUCCUGAACUUCGCAAAUCAAAGGUAGGUUGUCGAGCGAAUCUUUUCUCCCGAACUACCUACUGAAGUAGGAGGAGAACUCAAGCCAAUCAUUCAUUGUUGACUGGAAGAAGAACCCAAAGAACCCAUUUUUCUUAUGCUUUCCUUUUCACUAAAACAUGCUGCUGGUUUUCCUUGCCUUUGCGGGGUUUCUCAUUCCUGCUCUCUUUUUGGUGGGACUUGCAGCCCAAGGCCAAGAAGGAGGGUGCCAUGAAUCUGGAUGAAGCCAUAGAUGAUUCUGAGAACUUGACCGACUUUCUAAUGGACUUCGAAGAAGAGUGACUGUGUGUGUGUGUAAAUUGAUUCAGCAGUUUGUAGGCAGAGAGCAGCUUUGGUUUUGUAGUGAUGAUUAUGAAGAAGUAGAGAGACCAGUCCAGGCGCUGUGAGGACUCAAGUUUGCUGGGCCACCAUGGAAGCUUGCAUAGGUCCAGUAGCAGAAGAAAGCCCUGGUCUUGAAUAGGGCCCAAA
This is a messenger RNA of Linum tenue, 1199 nucleotides long. The record is from the annotation of a GenBank genome assembly. Lineage: Eukaryota; Viridiplantae; Streptophyta; Magnoliopsida; Malpighiales; Linaceae.